AUGAUCAAGAGGGGACGACCGAAGGGAGCCACGGCCUACCCCGAGCACGCCGUCUGCAUCAAGUGCCAGGUGUUUCGGCCCAAGAGGCGCGGCUACUGCGAUCGGUGCCGGCCAAGAAACCGCGGCGCCGCAGCGAAAACCGCCGCGAAUCCCACCAUCAACCCCGCCACCACCAUCACCACCUCUUCACCGCCUCCUGCCUCUUCCGCCGGCCUCACCAAACUCGUCUCGUCCGAGCACCAGAAGCAGCCGCGCCAGGACCACGACCCGAUGGUGAUCCAGAACUCGUACCCGCCGGCCGUAGCCGGGCAGUCGGCUGGCGACAACGGACCAGCUGCGUCGACUUCCUCGGCCGAGGCUGGGUCGCGAGGGGUCAAGCGACAGCGCCACAACGCCGCGCCCGGGGGCCAACAGACAGCGGCCCAGAUCCGGGGAAAGCGUCGGCGCACGGUCAGCGCUCCCGUGUCUGCCAACAACAACAACAUCAGCGGCAGCGCCAACACCAACGGUCGGUUGGCCACCUCGUUGAUGAUGGUCUCGUCGGCCAUGCAGGCCCUCGAGCGUAACCGCAACGUCGACGUCGUGAGCGCCUACGCCGCAGCGGGCGCGACCGCCAAGGACCGCAAGCCCGGCUCGUCGUCAUCGUACUAUUCGACCCCGGGCUCGGCGGCCCACCAGCUGGCGCUGCUGCUGCCGCGGUCGGACGGGACGGCGGUGGACGUGGUGCCGCUCCAGUUCCUGUCGACGGCCUCGCCCACGGCCACGGCCGCUUCGUCUCCCUCGCCCGCGCUGUCGUCGUCGGGGGCCGCCUCGCCCACCUCGUCACCCUCGGUCACCUCCUCGACCCACUCGCUCAUGUCUCUGGCCAACGUCAGCGCCCUCGCCGCGGCCCGCUACCCUUCGCCUUCAUCGCACUCCUCCUCCUGGUCUUCGUCGCCGCCCUCAUCUCCUCCUCGUCAGCUGCUUCACUCCUCUUCGUCUCCCUACUCGUCUCCUCCGUCUUCGUCAUCGUCUUCGCUUUCCUUCGCUCUUCCGCAGCCGAGGGCGAGCGCCAGCCACAGCAGCAGGGCGGGCGAUCUGGUGCUGCCCAGCCUGGGCUCCCUCGCGCUCCCGCGUCCAGCCCUGCCGCUCCACUUUUUCCCAGCCCACGCCUCGGCGGGACUGCACCUGGCAUCGAUGGUGGCGCCAGCGGCUCCGCUCCGCCUGGCGCCCAACUGA
Molecule: messenger RNA, 1218 nt
Organism: Acanthamoeba castellanii str. Neff
Lineage: Eukaryota; Discosea; Longamoebia; Acanthamoebidae
Exons: 1
Coding region: 1-1218 (405 amino acids)
Source: RefSeq, a predicted model, not a curated record